Molecule: messenger RNA, 1122 nt
Organism: Papaver somniferum (opium poppy)
Lineage: Eukaryota; Viridiplantae; Streptophyta; Magnoliopsida; Ranunculales; Papaveraceae
Exons: 3
Coding region: 1-1122 (373 amino acids)
Molecular function (GO): nucleic acid binding; RNA-DNA hybrid ribonuclease activity
Source: RefSeq, a predicted model, not a curated record
AUGAUUAAACAUGUCUUCAACUCUGUGCCAGUGUACCAGAUGGGAACUUUCAAGUUUCCAAACAAUAUUCUCAACAAGCUCACUUCCAUUGAAAUAGGGUUUUUAUGGGGUCACAACUCUAACAGAGGGAUGAACCCAAUUGGUUGGAACAAAGUAUGCAAACCUAAAGAGAAAGGAGGACUUGCCAUUAGAGAUCUGGAAAAGCUAAAUCUUGCCUUACUCACUAAGAUAGCCUGGAGAAUAUGUACUAAGUCUGAUAAAUUAAUGGUUCAAGUGAUUAGAGGGAAAUAUUUCAAAAUGGAGAUAUUCUUCACUAGCAGAUUGAAGCUAAAAGUUGUUCUUACACUUGGAAUGGCAUUACCAAAGGAAUGCAUAUUAUUCAGGAGAAUUAUUUCAUGGAAGUUAAUAAUGGUGUCAAAACCAGAAUAUGGCUUGACAGGUGGAUACCAGUACUUCAGUUUGAAAGAAUUUAUGGGGAUUUGUGGUGUUUGUGGCCUAAGAGAAGAAACAAUGGAACACUUGAUUUUCGAAUGUUCUCAUGCUAGAGCAGUCUGGAGAGAUGUAAACAUUGAUAUUGAAGCAGUCAAAAGAAGUUUUGAUAAAGUCUCCAACUGGGUGUUAAGUUGGUUUUCUUCUAGAAAUUAUGCUGCAGAUGAAAAAUAUCUCUACACCCUCAUGAUAGGAAUAUGGGUUAUAUGGAAAGAUCGUUGUGAUAAAAUCUUCCAGGGAGUAUCUCUUAAUCACUCCUCUUCUGCUCAUAAGAUAAACUAUAACUUAUCUUCACACUUGCAUAAAACAGGAGAUAAUUCCACUGAAUUACAGGAUAACUGCAUUCCUAGAUGGUUGCCUCAUGAGGAGGGAGUUUUAAAGUUCAAUGUUGAUACUUCAUUUGAUCAUAAUACUAACCAACUUGGAACUGUUGUUGCUUUACGUGAUCACACAGGGCAAUGCAUCAGGGGAAAAUACACAGAUGGAGUUUUAAGUGCUGAAAUGGGAGAAUGCAUGGCAAUAAGAGAGGCUCUGAGUUGGGCGAAAAGAAUGCAAUGCUUAAGUAUUCAUGUGGAGGCUGAUGCAGAGCUGGUUAUUCAAUCAAUAAAUGGAAUCUCAUUACUCAUUCAAUGA